AUCCAGAAAUAGCACAUUGUGAUGCAGAAGUGAUUAUGCCUUUGGAGAUGGACUAAGGGAUGGCUCAAAAUUAAUGUGCUAUGGUCAAUAUUAAUUCUCUGGAGGCAAUAAGCUGUUUAGGAUCCGUCAGGGAUGGUGCUGGCUCAUCAGUACUUGUUUUGCAAGAAUGUUCAGUAAGAGAUACUUCUUUGCAGCAUUCCGAUGAAGCAAAUGGAUCUGGCGAGACGCAGGAUAUGUUGGGAGAUACGGCGGCAGUAUGUGGUACCUCUUUGCCGGUGGCUGGAGAGAUUUUAAAAGGAAGAGCUUGUCCAGGUGUUGAGCUUGAAUCUGGGGAGCAAGAGGUUAAAAAUAAGAUGGAAAAAUUAAACGAGAUCAUUGAUGAGCAGAGUGUUAUGAUGGUUGACUCUGUGGCAGAUCCCCCGGGAAAUGAUUUUCAAUUGGGUGACACAGAUAUGCUAAAUGUCAUCCCCAAUGCAGUGCAAGAUGUUUGUAGCGUGAAAGAAAUACAGGACAAAUCUAUGACAUUUUACAAGGAGGGCAAAGCUUCUUAUGAUGCAUAUGACAGUUUUACUUCAAUUGAGAAGUUAGAGUCUGACAAUUUGGAGAUAUAUCCCAACAUGAAGGAAACAAUAUCUUCAUCAUCCCAAUUGGGUGGAGUGACAGAUGAUGUUAGCCUAGCUGCUGUUGGGAAGGAUGGUCCUCAACCAAUGUUGCAGCCUCCACUAGAAAGAGCUUCCACUAACAAUUUGGGGAAAAAGCUUCUUGUCCUCGAUGUGAAUGGACUGCUUGUUGAUAUGGUGUCACUGUCACAUGUGUCUGAAGGUUAUCAUCCGGACAAAACUAUAUCGGGGAAAGCAGUUUUUAAGAGGCCUUUUUGUGACGAUUUUCUGCAGUUUUGCUUUGAGAGGUUUCAUGUGGGUGUCUGGUCAUCGAGAACCAAGAAAAAUUUGGACUCAGUUCUUGAAUUUCUCAUGGGGAAACUCAAACUCAAUUUGCUCUUUUGCUGGGAUCAGUCCCACUGUACAGAAACUGGUUACAAUACGCUUCAGAACAAAGACAAGCCCCUAGUACUAAAAGAACUAAGAAAAUUAUGGGAAAAGCAAGAGCCAGAUCUUCCAUGGAACAGGGGAGAUUAUAACACAUCAAACACACUAUUGUUGGAUGAUUCUCCAUAUAAGGCCUUGUGCAAUCCUGCGUAUACUGCUAUCUUCCCCUAUCCAUACCAAUACAAGGAUGUCGACGAUAAUACUCUAGGACCUGGUGGUGAUCUUCGGGUUUAUCUAGAACGAUUAGCGUCAGCUAACAACGUUCAAAAGUACGUAGAGAUGAAUCCAUUUGGUCAGCGACCUAUCACAGAGACAAACUUAUCUUGGAAGUUCUAUCUUAAGGUUAUGAAUGCCAGCUCAUUGCAAGCAGAAGAAGAUGCUAAUAAUUCUUCGGCUGAUCAACAAAAAUUAACACCAAAUGAUCUUAAGGUUAUGAACGCCAGCACAUCGCAAUUAGAAGAAGACGCUAAUAAUUCUCCAGCUGAUGAACAGAGAUUACCCCCAAAUGAUCUUAAGGUUAUGGACGCCAGCACAUCGCAUGCAGAAGAGGAUGCUUAUAAUUCUUCGGCUGAUCAACAAAGAUUAACACCAAAUAAUCGAGGCAUGGGUUUUGAUGCUCGGCUUCCAUUGCAUGCAUCGCACGAUCAAAGCGUGGGUUUUGAUUGUAGGGAUGCAGUGGUUGCAAUGCCCAAGACGCUCCCUGUGGCAAUGCCUCUUCCACCAGAUGCUUCAAAUGCAAUUCCUCUUCCACCAGAUGCUUCAAAUGCAAUGCCUCUUCCACCAGAUGCUUCAAAUGCAAUGCCUCUUCCACCAGAUGCUUCAAAUGCGAUGCCUCUUCCACCAUAUGCUUCAAAUACUAUAUAUGUGGAAGGGCUUCCUCCUGAUAGUACAAGGAGAGAAGUAGCUCAUAUUUUCCGUCAUUUCCCGGGGUACAAACAUGUAAGACUUGUAAGGAAGGAAUCCAGACGCCGUGGUGGUUAUUAUCCCUAUAUCCUUGGCUUUGUGGAAUUUGUCGAUCAAGCCUGUGCAGCAACUGCUUUGACUGCCUUGGAUGGCUAUAAGGUGGACGAGGACGAUCCGUAUUCUGCCUACUUGCGACUGGAGUUUUCAAGGUCUGCCUCAGAAUCGCGUUGGAAAAGGCAACGCAGAUAUUAUGACCACUAGAACAAAAAGUUAUUCUGGAAUGCUUACUUGGUAUUGAGGUGAAAAUGGGGCAAAGAGUGAUUAGAGCUAGGGAAGGCUUGUGAACAAGGUUUCUUUUGCAAUUAGUCCCGAAGUUGUUUGAAGACAAAAGUUCCUUUUGUGACGAGAUUGCGUCAUUUUGGAUUAACUUUUGAUUAUGUUUGUAAACGAUUACCCUUUUCUUUGUUUUUCUUGGCCAAAAGGAAGGACUUUGAUUGUUAGGCACCAUACUGAACUCGCCAAGCAAAUAUGCUUUCGUGCCUAGGCCAUAUUUAUUCUCUAAUGACUGCAUUGGUUAA
Rhododendron vialii is the source of this 2527-nucleotide messenger RNA. RefSeq lists its product as uncharacterized. The record is from RefSeq and is a predicted model, not a curated record. Gene Ontology annotation, molecular function: RNA binding; phosphoprotein phosphatase activity. Lineage: Eukaryota; Viridiplantae; Streptophyta; Magnoliopsida; Ericales; Ericaceae. Bases 81 to 2210 code for a protein of 709 amino acids. The transcript has 7 exons.